AUGUUCAGCUUCCUUGAAUCCAAAACCUCAGCCUCAAAGGCGUAUGUGUCGCACGGCAACCUGCCUCCAUUCGUAGAUCCUGAGCAACCACCAUCCACGAAGAAACCAUUUUCAACCAUCUUAGGCCAGCCAUUCACUCACACGGUUCAAUUAAUUCUCCCUCAAGAGCUGUAUGAUGUUGUCUGGAAAGAGGUCGAAGCGAAGAUCAGCAACAUUCAAUAUUCUCGGGUUAUCAUGCCUCUGUCUGGAUUACUCGAGGGUGACUUCUUCAACAGAUACAUCAAGAUUGGCAAUAUCUUGAUGCUCUCCGAAGGCCGUCCUGGUGUAGAUGAUCGCUAUUCCCUCAAAGACGGCAAGUUAGUCCCCGAGCGCGUACUUCGUCUCGAGCUCGCAAAAGAUAAGUACGAACGAUGCGGCCUAGUUGGCCAGCCUGUCCGAGACGCGGGACGAAAGCAUCUCAAGACUCGAUAUGCAGUCGAUAUAAAUCUCCGAUUACCAUCGAUGCUGCACGGGAAAAAAGGCUUCGAGAGGAUCGUAUGGGCAUUGAAGAAUGUUCUCAACCAUUCAGUGACUUGGCUUUUCCAUGAUCUCAAUUCAAAUUCUGAACCCAGUAAGGCUAUUGCGAGUGCAAAACCCGACGACAAUUGUGUCACUGAGUGCAGUAUAGCAGCGACAGACGCGCCGAUUAUCGAGCACCACCCGGUGACCAAAGACUGUUCACCUCAUCAGAAGACCACUGAGAGAGUCAGUGCACCGAACUUCAUUCCUCCCCCUCAUUCAGAUUCCAACGACGACUUCGAAGAUUGGGCCCUCGAAACCUAUGAGUGGCUCAGCCUCGUCGCCAUGGAAAGUCCUCGCAUCCUUUCAGAAGAUACUAUUGAUCCCUAUCUCAGUCGCUACCAAAUUCCAGACGGUGACUCAGCAAAAGUUCUCAAUAUGAUCACGUUGACAUGGACCGGCUUCAUCCCGGCCUUAUGGGCUAGGCAUCUAUUUAUAUGUUUGUCAAGUGCCAAGACUACAAUUCGAGAAGGAGCUUCGAGCGAAGACUUCUUUGCUUUGAGUGCCUAUAGCUUUAAGACUGCUGUGACUGAUCAGAAGGAUGCCUAUACGAUUUUGUGUGUAUCGGAUGAGAUUGUGAAUAGCCAAAGCGCCGUCGCUGUGGCGGGCAAGACGAAAGAGUCUGGGCACUCCAGAGUUUACGAAAGGCGCGGAAGGAAGUAUGUACUCUGGGAACAAAGUUGUGGUUAA
Messenger RNA from Letharia lupina, 1248 nucleotides. RefSeq lists its product as uncharacterized. Lineage: Eukaryota; Fungi; Ascomycota; Lecanoromycetes; Lecanorales; Parmeliaceae. Gene Ontology annotation, molecular function: ribonuclease P activity; ribonuclease MRP activity. The transcript has 6 exons. The record is from RefSeq and is a predicted model, not a curated record. Bases 1 to 1248 code for a protein of 415 amino acids. Gene Ontology annotation, biological process: endonucleolytic cleavage in ITS1 to separate SSU-rRNA from 5.8S rRNA and LSU-rRNA from tricistronic rRNA transcript (SSU-rRNA, 5.8S rRNA, LSU-rRNA); tRNA 3'-end processing; tRNA 5'-leader removal. Gene Ontology annotation, cellular component: ribonuclease MRP complex; multimeric ribonuclease P complex.